AUGAAUGACUCGUCGAGUGGCUCGGACAUCGACCUGGAUCCUCGCGAAGAUUUGCGCCUCUCCGAGGAAGCUCGGGGACGAUGGCAGGGCGGGAGUCGUGUGGAGCUCCCCCGUUUCUCCGGCUCGUGUCUGGGAGACGACGUAUCUUGGAAACUGAGCGGCACGCUGAGAGUAGUUGGUCUACAGACAGCGGGAACAGGACGAGAUAGAUAUGUGUGGGGGCGAUGGUGGGCUGAAUUCCUCAUAAUGCUGGGUGCUGACGUGGGCGUCCUCACCGAGACCCGCAUCGCCAACGAGUCGGGGCACGCUGCUGCCUGCCGCGGACUGCGUGACGGCGGUUUUGCCGCGGUCAGUCACAACUGCUUGACUCCCCCCCGUGGCGCGUCCUCUGAGGUAGCCGCUGCAAAUGAUCCUCGCUCGGGAGGAGUUGUCCUCGCCAUUCGGACGACACACACGAGCGGGUGGACGGAUGUGGCGGCAGACUCACAUGGACGUGGGUUGGCUGCAUCUGCGCUGCUCGCGAAUGGGGCGUCGCUACGCCUCCUGGGCUUGUAUGGAGUGACGGGAUCUUGCCUCCCAGGGUUCCAGCUUCGGGAGGAGGCGAAGCAUCAAGAGGCGCAACUGAACCUGUUCGUCCGAUCACAGUGCCGCGAGCAGGCACCCUCAUCCAUACAUUGCUGGACUGCGGCAUGGUCGAUCUCUUUCGCCAACGUCACCCUAGACUCCGCGCAUUCACCUUCUUCCCGCGCACAGAUCCACAUUGUUGAGCUCUUCCAUCACAUCAUCAACUCCGAGACAAACGCCGCCAGCGAGAUCGGCAAGGAGUUCUUCAUCGAGCUCAUACCCACCAAUGAACGGCAAUUCUGUGUAUUCUUCGUCAAGGAGAAGUCGCCCCUUGAUGGGUCGCUCCUGGCCAAGUCCCUUGCUUAUGUCCUCGACAAGGCGGCAGAACUGGUCAUGGCACGUGACAUUUUCCUCCAAGGCGUCACUGCAACUUUGAGCGGCGCAACACGGACCAUCAGUGUUUCGGUUGCUUCUGCUCUGGUCAUGAUGAUUUGGAAGGCGUUGACCAGUGUCACGGAUCGGGUCAACCAGACUCUGCAUUUUUUUGUGCAGCUGGCGCGUGCUGUCACCGGCGUGGAUGUCCAGCUGACCGUUAUGGACGACGCAGGUGAAUGGCGAAGGUGUCGUCAGAACUAUCGAGCCCUGGCCCGUGAUUCUUCCAUCGACUUUCUGUUGGGACCCAGCUUUUCGGUCUGGGAGGCGGCAGUCAAGAGAAUUGUCCACGACGAAAGCAAGCUCAUGAUUUCCUGGGUCGGGAACUAUCCUUUCUACCUCACUGACUUCAGGACGCAGCUGUGUCCGUACUGCAACGAAGACUGGCGAACGCAGAUCGAUUGGGUAGAUGAGAUGAUCGAAUUCCAGGACACCGCGUUUCAGACCACCCUGAUAGCCACGGCGCGGCCGACAGGAGGGCGACUGGAUUCGUCUGAAUGGGUGAUCCCGACGCAGCCGGAUCUGCAGAACUUGUUGAGGCCAGCCUUGGUUGGCGCCCAGAAUGCUGUCAUGAAACAGCUCACCAGCGCUCGGAACGUGACCUGGGGCUUCACCUACUUUCCCAACGCCACGCGUGGAGAAGUGUCCGAGGCGGAGUGCAGAUUCUUCGAGGAGAUUGUCACGGGCUUUGAUCAGGCGACGACCGUCCUUCUCCCCAUAACAACUUACAUCACGGACUCCUUCCAAACGCGACGAGAAUUCGACAUUUUGGUCUUCUGUGGCAGCACCAACGCGUUCGGCCAGGCAAUGGUAAAAGCUCAGGCGCUGAAUUGGCGCUUUGAGGCAUUGCUCAUGUCGUUCGCAUCAGGCACGAGGUCGCUGUUUCGCUAUGGUGCGGGCUUUGUCAACUACAUGGCUGAGCCGCUAGCAGUCCCUGCGGUCUUACCGAAUGCCACAGAUGCCAUUCUCGAGAGUUUUGACGCCCUCGCCCUGGCCGUCGGCUUCGAGCCCGACAUGGCCAGCUUGCAGGCAGCCUCAGCCGCGUCUUUGCUGGUGCAGGCCGUGCAAGCUUCACCCAGCCUGAGCAGCGCGGACGUGCGCGACACAAUCAGGAACACAACCUUCCAGACGCUCUUCGGACCCUUCGGGUACGAUAGCAGCGGGAACCGGCUCCUGCAGCCUUUUGCUUUCAGGCAGUUCCUUCCUUCGAAUAUCAUCCCGCUCCAGGAAGCAGGUGUGCAGCUGAAAAGGGGCGAGAUGAACUCCAACAUAGUUCUAGUGUCGCCUGAGAUUCUGGAAGUGUGCCGAGGUGACAACAGUUCUGUGCUCUGCCGGGACAUCGUCCUAGAACACAUGGAGUUUCCAAUGCCUGCCGCUGCGGCACGCUACCGGCAGGCCUACAUGUGCCCAGAUGGGACCAGCCUGGAGGGCACCAACUGUGUGGCUUGCGCUCGCGGCUUCUACCGGGCUGGGGAGAUGGUUUCUUGCGAGCCAUGCCCCGCGGGAACGUUCUCAGAUUUCCCGGGAGCUGGUGUGUGCCGAGAAUGCCCAAAUGUGGCAAUGACCUGCCAACCAGAUGCCAAGCCCGUGAUCAUGUCAGGGUUCUUCGUUUUCGAAGGUGAGUUCGCCUGGCUGAGCACGACGGGCUUUGAACCCAUCAAGCUCAUGGACUUUGCCUUCCUCAUGUCGGGCUACUACUCGCUGGAAGAUCCCGCGAAUCUCACAAAGUACACUUUGGAAGUGCCUGUGACCAGAGGUCUGAGUGAGUGCGCACAGCUCUGCUCUGCGGCCGAUGACGAGGAAUGCGUCGGCCUGCUCUUCAUCAUCGAGCGAGCGCGCUGCGUCUUCUACCGGGAGGGGGCGCAGUACUUCCCAUGGGUGGCAGACAACAGGACCCUCCUCUACCUCCGAGAGGUUUCGCCCUUUGCGGCGUUAGUCGCCCUUCGUGGCGUUAGUCCGAACCAUGGCUUCGACUCCGCUGGCUCCGACGUCAUGCAGUUUCGGAGGACUGAUGGAUUGCACUUGAUUUGCAGUGGCAUGCAGCUUCAGCCGUAG
Symbiodinium sp. CCMP2592 is the source of this 3051-nucleotide messenger RNA. NCBI's taxonomy places the organism in Eukaryota, Dinophyceae, Suessiales, Symbiodiniaceae. The record is from the annotation of a GenBank genome assembly.